Molecule: messenger RNA, 1743 nt
Organism: Peniophora sp. CBMAI 1063
Lineage: Eukaryota; Fungi; Basidiomycota; Agaricomycetes; Russulales; Peniophoraceae
Source: the annotation of a GenBank genome assembly
AUGAGAGCGUGUCCCACCCUUCUGAUAGUUGCAGGGGGAAUCUCUGUUGCGCUCGGGGCUCUUCAUGGCGAGCGCGAUGAUUCAGAAGCACAGGCGCCCCUCCAGCUAGAGACUCCCAACGACGAGGAUUGGGACGUAGAGCCCGACGUAGACGCGACAGGCCACCUCAUCUUUAACUCCGUGAGCUCUUUGCUGCAGCGCUGGCCAAAUACGGUCGUCCGCCCAGGCCACUCCAUCGUGCCUUCCAUCAUCCCCACCGGCACCGUUCUCUAUCACGGCCGACCAUCCUCAGCAUUUCCCUCUAAGCCCGACUGGCUAGCUUUCGACUUCGAACACUCGUAUUUCUUCGCACACGGCGAUGAAGGCCACGUCCUUACGUUCGCUACGACGCGUCCUCUGAAGUUGUUGUACUUUGACGGGUCGAGCGCGGCGAAAGUUAGUGAUGGGUCGCUCGACUCUCAGGAGGUGGUGAUGUAUGGAGAGGUUAAGGGUGGCGGUGGGGGAUGGGGAGGUGGAGAAGGCGAGAAGAUCACGAAGUUGUGUGAGUGGGGGAGGCCGUUAGGUAUAGACGGUUUCGUACGGAUGGAAGUUCAUUUUGAAGUCAUGCAAUGUAACUUCACCGACGGUCUCGAGCUGUUAUCGGCUAGCAAGAUCUUGCCUCACAACAGCGGCUUUGGCCUUCUUCCCGAGCACUUCAUACGCAACUCUUCCACUCUAGACGACGACAACAAACCUCCUCGUCGCGGUCCAGGGCGUCGCAUUCCUACACCGCCACCACCAGGCUGGCGGGGCGCUUUACCCUCUGACGCCGGUGGAGAAGUCCGCGUUGCGGGAAAAUGGCAUGACUUCGCGCCCGGAGAAACGCGCGUACAUCCCUUGUACCACAAAUUCACCACGUUCUACGAUCCGGUACUGUCGAGCUUGGUUCAGGAGCGCCGUGGGAAGCCGCGCGAGCAACACCGGUUGAAGGAGAUCUCGAAGCAAGACGCGGCGUUGAAGAUCAGCGAGCUCGAGGAGGUCAUCAAAGGCUGGGAUGGAAGUGAAGAUGGAGGGAGCGGCGUUGAUUGGGACAGCGUGACGCAUGUCGUCGUCGAGCGCUAUUCGCAGCGCUUGGAGUUGCUCGCGCAUACGCUCGCGAACGCGUCGUACUCCGAUGUUCGAGAACGAGCGGCGAAGGCGCGGGCACAAGUCCUCACGAUGCUGGCACCGUACUUCACUGUGGACGAUGUACCUUUGGACAACACUGCUACCGCGAACAAGAGUUGGCUCGCACCGGUCGUGCGACGCUGUGCUACAACACAUACGGCAGGUGUACCCGCCAUGUUGCUCACACAGCAAGAACGUCUCAUAUACGACGCGGUACAAGACGUCAUGACAGAGAUAUGCCGUCGGCUCGGGAGAAUAUUCCACGCCGCAUUCGACGUCGAGAACGACAUGUUGGAGCAGGAGCGCGUGUUGAGUGUACUGGAGUUCAUGAAGGCGGAGGUGGAGGGGUUGAUAGGAUGGCUCGAUUGGACGCAAGCGUGGGUCAAAUGUCGACCCGGAUGUGCCGUUGAUGAAAUGUGUGUUGUCCCUACUUGGCCGUUCGGGAGGGAUGAGGAUCCGGAUGGCACGAGGAAGCCGCGGGCUACUGGUAGGCGUAGAGGCUCAAGGCAUCUACAUUCUACAAAAACGGCCACAAAGCGCUCUGUGUUACCGCGCCCGGCCCGCGCUUCCUCAAAGUACCUAAUCGGCCUACAGUAA